This is a messenger RNA of Prinia subflava (tawny-flanked prinia), 2286 nucleotides long. RefSeq names its product adrenomedullin 2 (gene ADM2). Gene Ontology annotation, biological process: positive regulation of heart rate; regulation of systemic arterial blood pressure; adenylate cyclase-activating G protein-coupled receptor signaling pathway. The transcript has 2 exons. The coding region runs from base 217 to 720 and encodes 167 amino acids. The record is from RefSeq and is a predicted model, not a curated record. NCBI's taxonomy places the organism in Eukaryota, Metazoa, Chordata, Aves, Passeriformes, Cisticolidae.
CAGAGCCGGCCCCGAGCCCGCCGCACCGAGACCCCGGCCAGGCAUCUCCGGGACCCCGAGCUGCCCCGGGCUGCGCACAGCGAGCUCAGCGGGGGGAGGACGAGAACGGGGCUGGGAUCUGGAGCCGGAGCCCAGCGCGACCCCUCCGCCGAGCCCCCGAGCCACCCGCCCCGUGUCUCCCGCAGCCGCCGCCGCCUCCGCCCGUCCCGCCUGGCCAUGCGAGCCCCGGCGCCGCUGGCGCUGGGUUGCGUCAGCUUCGCGCUGUGCCUGCUGGAGCUGCCCCACGGCCGGGCCCUGCCGCCCCGCAGGCCGCCCCCGGCGCGGAGCCCCCCGGAGCGGAUCCCUGCUGCCCCCGGAGCCCCCCCGGCCCCGCAGCCCAUCGGGACCCUGCGGCACCGAGCGCUGCUCCCCCGGCACGGCCCGUGGGUGCCUCCCCGGCCCCCGCCGUGGCACGUCCGGCGCCUCGUCCUGCGGCGCGACCCCCGGCGGGACCCCCGGCGCGACCCCCGGCGGGACCCCCGGCGCGACCCCCGGCGCGACCCCCGGCGCGACCCCCGGCGCGGCCGGCGCCACCUCGGGGCACACCUGGUGCGGGUGGGCUGCGUGCUGGGCACCUGCCAGGUGCAGAACCUGAGCCACCGCCUGUGGCAGCUGCGGGGACAGGCGGGGCGCCGGGACUGGUCCCCCAUGAACCCCAACAGCCCCCACAGCUACGGCUGAGGGCGGCCGCGCCCCCGCCCCUCGGGACCCGCCCGAGCGCCGCCACUCGCGGCCGGGCUCCUCCGCGCCGCCCCGGCCACCGCCGCGCCCGGGGCCGUCCCCGGGGGGCUCCCGCCGCCGGGACCUCCUGAUGGAGCGCGGAGCACCGCGGGCUGCCGGACCGGGAUGUCCCGCGGGAGCCGGCGGUGACAUCGUGGGGACGGGCCCGUGACGACCCAACGCGAUCCGUGGUGGCGGCCAGCGGUGGCCGCAGCGACCGGCAGCGGCCCGGAGAGACUCACGGCGAGGGGAGGCUGCCUGUAGUGACUCUUGGUGGCUCAGAGUGGCCCCUGGUGGUGGCCCGGGUGGCCCGCGGUGGCCCGGGUGGCCGGUGUGUCCGGGGCGGGUCCAAGGGCCGGCGGGAAUCCCGCUGACCGCAGCAGCACCGGGACCUUGUGCAAGACCCCGCGGCCGCGCUCCUGCUGACUCAGCAUCCCCGCGCCUGCCGGGGCACCCCCGGAGCCCCCCGGGCACCCCCGGCAGCACCCCAGGGUGACGCUGGGGCUGGGGGGCCCUGCGGGGACGGGGCAGCCCCAGCACCUUCCCCACGGGGGGGUCCCGGUUGGGGCUGGCACCUCCCCGGGUGCUGGGGGGGGGUCCUGCCCUCCUCAGCAUGAACACUGUCCCCUCCCCUGGCACCUUGUCCCGUGUCCCCAGGCUGUGUCACCCACAGCCCCGCAGGAGCUGGCCACAGGGAGGUGUCCCCAAAUGUGGGGGGCAGUGGAAAGUUUGGGGUCCCUGUGCCCCCCUUCUGCCCCAGCCCGGACCUGUCCCCUGCUGCACCUCGGGGACACCCCCACGUCGUGUCCUCACAGGCUCAGUGGGUGCCCACACGGGCCCGUGGACACAAGGGGACACGUGUGACAUCCCUGUCACCCUGGGGUGCCGCUGUCACCUGCAGGGCUGUCACCCCAUGGCCCGGUGGGACAGGGAUGGGUGACCCCAAAUCACUGUUACAACCCCCCAAGAGCAGCAGCCCCCAUUCCCUCCAGAACAGCCCUGUCCUCUUGGGAGCACCCCAUUCCCACAGGAGCACCCCAAACACUUCAGGGCACCCCCAUUCCCAGGAGCACCCCAAUCCUCCCAGGAGCACCCCAGCCCCCCAUUCCCCAGAGCCCCCGGGGUGUCCAGGACGUUCUGGGACAGGAUGUCCCCUGGGUGCCACGCGGAUGGAGCUGUCCCCUGGGUGUCCCCCCUCUGGGUGUCCCGGCAGGUUUUGGGACAGGAUAUCCCUGGAAUGUCUCCGGGUGUCCCCUGGGUGUCCCGGCAGGUUUUGGGAUGGGGUCCCACGGAUGCCACCUGGGGCUGUGUCCACCCCUGGGUGUCCCAGGACCUCCCAGCCCCCCGCGGAGCUGCCGAGGGGCACUUGGGGACCCGAAGGGUGUGGGGGGUCCCCGGGCCGUUGUCCCCUCCCCCGGGUGCCCCCGCUGAGCCGGGGGGUGCCCGACCCCUCCUGCCCCAGGGCGGAGCGCGGCUGCUUCCCGGGAAUCCCGGUCCGUGUGGAAUAAAGAAAGCGUGUGAGGAGGA